AGAUUGUAGGCCUAUAUUUCGUAGGUUUGUCAUUAUAUUCCUUUAUUUGAGAGUAUAAACAUGGAGGUGAAACUUCUAUUUGGGUGUUUUGUGCUUGCAACAUUAUGUCAUCUUGGAGACUCGUGUUCAUGUUUACCAGCCAGUAUCCAGAAAAAAUAUUGUGAUUCUGACUUUGUGAUGAAAGUGCGGGUGAAAAGUACGUUGCAAAACCCAAGCGGACAACAAGAUUUUAACGACUACUAUAAAAUAAAAAUAUUAGGAAGCCCUUGGAAGUUUGUCGAUAAGAAAGAUGUUGUUGAUUUAAAACGCGUGUACACUGCAAGUAAUGGUGCUAUGUGCGGAGUAUACCUUCAGAAAGGAAAGAAGUAUCUUAUCUCAGGUAGUGUGGGUGGAGACAAAAUGAGGAUAAACCUAUGUGGAUCGAUCGUAGAAAAAACGAGAUUGUCAUCAUCUACAAAGAAAUUGAAAUCGCGUCCACCAAACUGCGCUGUUAUUUCAGGCCCGACAAAGAUAAGGAGGGCAAGAAGAACAGCAUAGAUAAUUCCUUCGGCAUUAUAUCAUGUACAUUUAUUUGAUCUAAUAAAUCAGUACAUUAAAGA
This is a messenger RNA of Ruditapes philippinarum (Manila clam), 599 nucleotides long. Its product is annotated as metalloproteinase inhibitor 2-like. Bases 61 to 537 code for a protein of 158 amino acids. Gene Ontology annotation, cellular component: extracellular matrix. The transcript has 5 exons. The record is from RefSeq and is a predicted model, not a curated record. Gene Ontology annotation, molecular function: protease binding; metalloendopeptidase inhibitor activity. NCBI's taxonomy places the organism in Eukaryota, Metazoa, Mollusca, Bivalvia, Venerida, Veneridae. Gene Ontology annotation, biological process: negative regulation of membrane protein ectodomain proteolysis; negative regulation of endopeptidase activity.